Armigeres subalbatus is the source of this 378-nucleotide messenger RNA. RefSeq lists its product as uncharacterized. The transcript has 3 exons. The coding region runs from base 10 to 378 and encodes 122 amino acids. Lineage: Eukaryota; Metazoa; Arthropoda; Insecta; Diptera; Culicidae. The record is from RefSeq and is a predicted model, not a curated record.
ACAAAAAUAAUGACUCCUAUACUAGCUGCCACCCUAGACCGUAUUGGACUAUGCGACCGAAAUGCAAUGUAUGUUAUUUCUGCGGUUUUAACAAGUGCUGGACUAAACUUAGACGAUUUUACCGUUAGCAGACAAACAAUCUCAAGGGCCCGUGCAGAAUAUCGCGAAGAGAUUGCUCAAAAUAUCCAAAGCAAUUUUGAUCUAAAUGGACCACUUGUUGUACAUUGGGAUGAAAAGCUGCUUCAAGAUCUCACAGGUACUGACAAAGUAGAAAAAUUGACAGUUUUGGUAUCUUCUGGAGCAAAUGUUCAGCUGCUUGGAGUCCCAAAAUUGUCUUCUGGAACUGGUGAAGACAGGCAAACGAAGUUUGCAAAUUAA